Molecule: messenger RNA, 3936 nt
Organism: Tetrahymena thermophila SB210
Lineage: Eukaryota; Ciliophora; Oligohymenophorea; Hymenostomatida; Tetrahymenidae
Exons: 13
Biological process (GO): cell surface receptor signaling pathway
Cellular component (GO): membrane
Molecular function (GO): transmembrane signaling receptor activity
Source: RefSeq, a predicted model, not a curated record
AUGAAUAAAAACAAGAGUUUUGAGACUCUUUAACAAUUAGAUUUGAUAAGGAAUAGAUACCACAGUGACAUAUCCUUAAUCAUUGAAGACUUAAUAGAUCUAAUUUAAUUAGAAACAGAAUAACUUUAUAAUUCUCAAAAUAAAGUUGAUAUCGAACAACAAGAGUAAGAAAAUCAAUCUAAAUUGUAACAGAAAAUUGAACAUUUGGUAAGUAAAGUAGACGAAUAAUGUUAAACAUACGCAAAGCAAGUUAUUGAUUACAUCUUUUAAAUCAAUUCAACUAAUAUUUCGCUAUUAGAAGUUUAGCUCAAAAAUGUUUUAAUUAGCAUUAAAUCGUUUGUAAAAAAGCCCUAAAAUAAGACUUUUGUUACCAAGUUAAAAGCUUAAGUCGUUUCCGAUUUGAUGAAAGUGUAGUCAGUGGAUAACUCUAUUCAGUAUUAUGAUGAAGUUAAAAAGAGUGAUAAUAACUAACAGCAGGGCUCUUAGAAAAAGAAAAAGAAGAACUAUAAAGAAGAAGGUUUUAUCUCUAGCGAAAGUGAAAAUAGUGAUACAGAUUAAUCUGAGUAAUAGGGAAAAAAUUUAAGAAAAAGAAUAGAUAACGAUCAUUUGGAAGAGGUAAAAAUGGUAGAAGACUAGCAAAAAAUGAGCGAAGAUGAUUAAGAGUCUCCUUUUAAGCUCAAAUAAAUCAUAAAAAAUUUAGAGAAAUAAGUUUUAGAACUAAAAGAAAAGGUAGUUAAUAGAGAAUGUAUCCUGAGUGAAAUAACUUAUGGCUAUAUGAAGGAUGUAUCCCAUUGGAAAGAAAUUUUUAAUAGAAAAGAUAGAGAUUUUUAGAAUUGUUUUGAAGUUAGUUACUUCGAGCCUUCAAUAAUUUAUGAUGAUAAAAUUAGGGAAGUAUUAAACAGUAGAUUGUAAGACUUAAAACUUUAAUGUGAAAACAAGAUGUAUCAAAUGUAAAAGAAGUUCAAAAGACACCAAGAGGAAUUUGAGAAACUCUAAGAAACUCUUUUUGCAUUUAUGAGCUAAAAUGAUCCUAUUUCUGUUGCUAAAACUCUGUUUGCCAUGGAAUAAAACCCUCAUAAAAUAUGGAGAAUUCUUUAAGAUUAAAUGGGAAAUACAUAUUUUUUCAGGAUAUUUGAAUAAUAGAAGGCUGGCUAUGGAAUUAGAUAUAAAGAAAUCGAUGAAUUAAUCUCUCAGAGUAAGGCGAGUUCAAGAGAAUAUGAAGAAUUCAAAAGGUAAAUUAAACACUAAAUGGAGAAAAUGGUUGAAAGGUCUUAGCAAGAGAUAGAAAGCAUUAGAAAGGAAGUAGCUGAAAAAGAAAAAGAAAUAGAAUAAAUUAGAAAGGGUUUUAGCCAAGAUCUAGAAAAUGUCAGAUAAGAAACUAUUAAGUAGAUGGAAGAAUAAUUUAAAGUUAGAGAAGAAAAUUUGUAUUAGGAGUUUGAGGAAAGAAGGAAAGAUAUUUAUGAGUAAUUAGGCAAUAGAAAUUUUGAAAGAAUUAUUGAAGAAUCAUAACUUAAGCUAUUCUUUUAGAAAUGGAUGUUUGCUGCUAAAUUGAUGAAAGUAAAGCAGUCUUUAGAUCAAUAAGAGGAAGAAUCAAUGGAAAAAAAAUAAGAUUUUUUGAAAAAAUAUAUAUUAAGGCAGCUCACCUAACCGUAGCAAUAAAGUAAGAAGGUAGUAGAAAUACCUGGAUCUUUAUUUCAAUCAAAAAGAUUAAAGGCUAAAGUUUCUUAAAGACAUUCAAUAAUAUCCAUAUAACAGAGAGCUAGAUUGUAAUCUUAUUAGCAGGAUGAGUUUUCUGAUAAUUUGAAUGAUUAAAGUUAAAGAGACCCCUCUUUGCUUUCAUCAAAGAUUACAUAAAAAUUAGAGAAGAAGCCAUCUGAAAAUUUUAAAAUUGAUAGAAAGCCAUCUUUUUUAUAAGAAAAAAGCUAACUUGAUUAUUCUGAGAAAAAGAUGGUAGAGAGCUAAGUCACUAUAAAUGAUUAAAUAUCUGAAAAAGAAAAGGUGAAAGAAGAAAUAAAUAAUUUAUUAAAUGAAGAUUAAGGUGUUGAAAAAUAGGGUGUUCUAUAAGAAGAAGAUAUAGAUUAAAUAUUCGAGUUGGAGAUGCAAAUUGACUCAUUGAAGUAACAAAUUUAGGAAUAGUAAAAUUAAAAAAGUGGACUAGAAGAAAGAAUUAGUUUUUUAAACAAACAAGUUGAAAGAGUCACUCAAGAAUUGCAUUGUCAAAGAGAUUUUAAUACAUAAUUUAAAAAUGACAAUAGGGAACUAAAGCUUAAAAUUACUUUAUAUGAAGACACUUUUAAUGAAAUAGCUCAAAAAAUUGGCUUUUAAGAUUUAAAAAUUUAAGAUAUUGGUGAUCCAUAAAGUAAAAAAGCUAAGAAUUUUAUGAAAGCUAUUUCAAACUCAAAUAAGCAGGAAUAAAAUGGCUUCAUUUUAGCUCUAGAAACCUAAUAAACUAAAAAUGAAGCAGCAGAUAUUAUGCUUGGAGAAAAAUAUAAAGAGAAAGGAACAAGUACUAAAAUUCAAGGGAUAAAUGAAACUCUGUCACAUCUUGAAUAAUAGUAAAAAGAAAUUGAAAUAUAGUUAGAAGCUGAUAGUCUAGACUAAGAAAAUGCAAUAGUAAAUGCCAGAGAAAGAAUUAAGAGUAAUGGAUAAAUAUUGGAAGAUAAAGAAACAUAAACAGAUUUAGAAAUGAAAGAUGUUGAUUUUAAAACAAAAAAAAGGCUUAAAAGAAGUGCUGAUAAUAGUCCAAACCCACAAAAAGCAGCAAAGAAAAAAGAAAAAUCUAUUUUUGAUAAAUUUGAUGUCGAUGAGAUAGAAAAAAAUUCCUCAACAAAUAUAAAUAAAAAUCUAAACAAUAUUAAUCAGUUGGAAUCUCCUUAAUUUAUGAAAUAAAGAUACAAAUUAAACGGCCAAGAUAAAGUCGAAUAAGACUCCUCAGAUGAAGAAAAAAAAAAUUACCAUAAGAGAAACAGUGUCUGGGAAAGGUUAUUUAAUGAUUAAUUUGAUAGGAAAAAGAGAGAAGAAGAAUUGAAAAAACAAUUAGAAUCUAUAGAAGAAAAGCACUGGCAAGAAAUUUUAAAAAUACUUAAUCUAUAUUCACAGUAAAAAUUUGACACUGAGAAUGAGUUAAUAAGACCUUUUUUUCCAAAAUAUGCCCCAAAAAAGAAGUAACAAUACCAAUAAAUAAAUGAAAAGGAAUAAAAAAGAUGCUAUACUCCAAAUAUUGAACUCAAUAAAGUUAGAAAUAAUUCUAGCAACAAAGAAACCUUAUUAAAUUAGUCAAGCACAUUCAAUGUGAUGUAAGAACAAAAAACACCUCCAUCAUAACAAGCUACAAUUGGGUUAUAGAAAAUAAAAACAAGGGCUGACUACUUCUACAAAAAAUUAUAAACAGAACCUAGUUAAAUGGAUAUUUAAUCAAACAAUAUUUAUCUUUUGUCAAGCAAUGGUAAAGAAAGAAAUAUCAAUGAAUUAAGUAACAACAAGUAAGAAUAACAUAUUGACAGCUAGAUAAAAACCUCACCUUUUGAAUACUUUGCAAAUAUUUAUAACAAACAACAUAAGAAAUAAAAUGCUGAAAGUCAGCUAAAAAAUUAAAUUUAGUUUUUAUAGAAAUAUCCUCAAUUAGAUAAAACCUUUAAUUAACCAAUAUUCCCUAUAAGUUCCAUACCAUCUUCAAACUCCAAACAAUAGCAAGCUUAAAGAAACAGAUCUUAUUCUAUUAAUAGAUAAAAAAAUAAUUCAAUGAGCGACAAAAAAGAAAGCUUUAACCAGUCUGGAGCUCUUAACAAAUCUAUUAACUAAAAUAUAAAUUUAGCUCCAUCUCAUCAAACAUUUUAUUAAACACAGAAUAGCUUUUAUUAUAGUAAAUAUCCUCAAAUGGCAGGUAAAAAAGCAAAACUUGAAACACAGAAAUAGAAUAUUUUACCAAACUCUUGA